Lotus japonicus is the source of this 928-nucleotide messenger RNA. RefSeq names its product non-specific lipid transfer protein GPI-anchored 14-like. The transcript is spliced from 3 exons. Gene Ontology annotation, molecular function: lipid binding. Bases 210 to 797 code for a protein of 195 amino acids. NCBI's taxonomy places the organism in Eukaryota, Viridiplantae, Streptophyta, Magnoliopsida, Fabales, Fabaceae. The record is from RefSeq and is a predicted model, not a curated record. Gene Ontology annotation, biological process: lipid transport.
UGAAAUCAAGUGUGCUCAUAAGUAGGCCAUUCAAUAGAAAAUUGCAAAACCCCAUUUUAAGUUCGAAACUCACUCAAACACCGCUCUCUUGUUAAUCUUAUAAACUAAACCAUUCUUCACCAACAACACAAAACCACUCUAUCAAUAUUUAAGCAAUCCCAAUCUCACAUUCACUUCAAGUCUUCUACCACUUCCUAUCUCUAACCAAAAUGUUCAGCCACAACAAAAAAGCCCUUUUGCACUUCAUGUUGCUAGCAUCAAUGAUAGUUGGCAUUGCAAUGGCAGAUUCAUCAACGGACAAACAGGAAUGUACUGAGCAACUGACAGGGCUAGCAACAUGCCUGCCUUAUAUUCAGGGUGAAUCAAAAGCUCCGCCGCCAGAUUGUUGUAGCGGUCUCAAGCAAGUGCUCAAGCAAAACAAGAAGUGUUUGUGUCUUAUUAUUAAAGAUCGUAAUGAUCCAGAUUUAGGUGGUUUAAUGAUUAAUGUGACUUCAGCUUUGAGCUUGCCAACAGUUUGCAAUGCCCCUGCCAAUAUUUCCAAGUGCCCAGAGCUUCUGCAUAUGGAUCCCAAAUCAAAAGAGGCUCAAGUUUUUUAUCAAUUGAACAAAGGCUCUAACAACAGUGGCCCAAGUCCUGCACCAAGUACUUCUGUUGGAGGAAGUGCUGCAAGGAGCCAGACAACCACUGCCACACAAAAGAAUGAUGCAAUGUGCAAGGAGAAAAGAUUGUUCGGGUUUGACAAUUUGGCUGCAGGGCUUCUAGUUUGGCUCUUAUUUAGCUUCAGUUCCAUGGUGUAAAUUGUUUUCUCCAACUUAUUGUAAAAGAAUAGAGCAAAAAUAAGGGAAAAUAUCAGUCAUAUUGUUGAGAAUAAACACUCACUUUACUUUAUUAGAAUACAAGUGAUCUCAGGUUUGCUACUCUAAAGAAA